Molecule: messenger RNA, 1445 nt
Organism: Momordica charantia (bitter melon)
Lineage: Eukaryota; Viridiplantae; Streptophyta; Magnoliopsida; Cucurbitales; Cucurbitaceae
Gene: CTL2
Product: chitinase-like protein
Biological process (GO): cell wall macromolecule catabolic process; carbohydrate metabolic process; chitin catabolic process
Molecular function (GO): chitinase activity
Source: RefSeq, a predicted model, not a curated record
AAAAAAGUUUGCAGCAACACUGUUUCUCCUCCAACUCUGAAAAUUCUCCCCCUCCUAACCAAGCUGUACUUUCAUUUUCCAUCCCUUUCCCUCUCAAAUGAAGCAAUUUCCCCAUUCCCAUUUUAAAUCCCUACCCUCUCUCCCCCAUUUCUUCACGCAUCGCCAUGGAAUCCAACUGCCUCUGGCUUCUGGUUCUGCUUCUCGCCGUCACCGGAGCCCAAUCGGAUCCGGAUUCCGAAUCCUCCGUCAAGCCAUUGGUGAAGGUCGUGAAGGGGAAGAAGCUGUGCGACAAAGGGUGGGAGUGUAAGGGCUGGUCCGAGUAUUGCUGUAAUCAUACCAUUUCCGAUUACUUUCAGACAUAUCAAUUUGAGAAUCUGUUCGCCAAGCGGAACUCGCCGGUGGCCCACGCCGCUGGGUUCUGGGACUACCGAUCCUUCAUUACGGCGGCUGCUUCGUUCCAGCCGCAUGGAUUCGGUACCACCGGAGGGAAGCUUCAGGGGAUGAAGGAAAUCGCUGCUUUUCUAGGUCAUGUUGGGAGCAAAACCACAUGCGGAUAUGGAGUGGCGACGGGAGGUCCAUUGGCAUGGGGACUGUGCUACAACAAGGAGCUGAGCCCUGAUAAAUUGUACUGUGAUGAGUAUUUCAAGCUCACUUAUCCCUGUACUCCUGGAGUUUCUUACCAUGGCCGCGGUGCCUUGCCCAUCUACUGGAACUACAACUAUGGAAAGACAGGCGAGGCCUUGAAAAUUGAUCUGUUGAACCACCCAGAGUACAUUGAAGACAAUGCGACUAUAGCAUUUGAGGCUGCAAUUUGGAGGUGGAUGACCCCAGCGAAGAAGAACCUGCCCUCAGCCCAUGAUGUGUUCGUAGGCAAAUGGAAACCCACCAAGAACGACACGCUCGCCAAGCGAGUCCCUGGCUUUGGCACCACCAUCAACGUCCUCUAUGGCGAUUCUGCCUGUGGCCAGGGUGAAGUUGACUCCAUGAACAAUGCCAUCUCCCAUUACUUGCAUUACCUCGACCUCAUGGGCGUCGGCCGGGAAGAAGCCGGACCCCACGAGGUCCUCAGCUGCGCGGAGCAGGAACCAUUCGAGUCGUCAUCGACGUUGUCCUCAUCGUCCUCGUCUUGAGCUUCGUCUUCGUCGUUGUGUACUCAUUCUUGAAAAAUUAUGAAUAAUUGGAUUGGUGGAAGCUCGCGAUGAUUUGGGUCGAGGUUGUAUAAAGCUAUUGAAUUGAAGGGAAAGAAAGUAGAGAAGAUAUAUAUUCCGUGUGUUCCCACUGUGUAUAUAUAUCGAAAUGAUGAUGAUUUUCCCUUCUGUUUGUUGUUACAAAUUUUGAUGUUUUUCAUUUGUAUUUCUGUGUUCUAUUAAUUAAUGUGUUCUUCUAAGUUUGGAAUGUGAACCAUUUGAGCAGUAGAUACAGAUAUAUAUAAAUUGCAUUUUAUA